AUGGCUUAUGCCAGUAUGGUCACCACGAUGGGCCACUCUAAGGCAGUCCAAGGCCGUGAUGUUAACGCCUUGUAUGUAUCCCCUCAUCAUGCUUCUAUGGAUAGGAGGACACCUCUUAUGGCAGCCCUCUUGGCUACACCUAGGCAUAAGGCUAAUGCGAUAAUGAAAGGGACAAUGAGGAUACCCCUGAUGGAGGUUGAUACCCUCUAUGGGUAUACCUUCCGUAAGUAUGGUGGCCCAGCAGGCCCAGUGGAGGAUGACGAGGAGGUUCGUCAAGGCCUGGCCAGGUGGCAAGCAGAUGCAUGUGACCUUGUUAUGAAUAUAGAGGAUUUGGAUGCUGAGAGGAAGGACCGUAAUGGGUGCACUACUAUGCAUCUAGCUGCUGCUGCAGGCAAUAGGAUGGUUGUGGAUAAGCUUAUUGAUGGAGCCAAUGAAUUGGGUGGCGAUAUACGUGUUAGAUCCCUUUUAGAGGCUAUUGAUGGGCAUGGACGGACCCCAGCGGACCUUGCUUCUACCUGGGGAUGGACUGAGAUGUUAUUCAUGAGGGUAUGCACCAACAUGAUGAUGACUAUGAUGCUAGGUGUGAAUAUCUACACAAUCGUAUGGGUCAUCAACAUACCAAGAGUACCCCUAUAG
Perkinsus marinus ATCC 50983 is the source of this 636-nucleotide messenger RNA. RefSeq lists its product as hypothetical. Gene Ontology annotation, molecular function: protein binding. The coding region runs from base 1 to 636 and encodes 211 amino acids. NCBI's taxonomy places the organism in Eukaryota, Perkinsozoa, Perkinsida, Perkinsidae. The transcript has 5 exons. The record is from RefSeq and is a predicted model, not a curated record.